UGUGUGUAGAUGGCAGGGGGGCAGCUGUCCAGGGAAGAAGCGCUUCAGGUCCCAGGCUGCAGGCAUGCCUGUCACAUCCUGCUCUACGCCGACACCCACGCUCAGCUGUUUGGAAGCACCCCCAUCAGACACAUCAUACUGAUGCAGAUGCGUUUUGAUGGUCUGCUGGGUUUUCCAGGCGGAUUUGUUAAUCCCUCAGAAGAAGGUCUGGAGGCUGGGCUUAGCAGGGAAUUGUGGGAGGAGCUAGGAGUGGAACUUCCUGUGUCUGUCAAAGAUCACAUGACCUCCUGCCACGCCCCCUCUUCCAACUCCUCCCACCUCAUCACUCACUUCUAUGCCCAGAAGAUGGGCGAGGCUCAGAUCAGGGAUGUAGAGAGAGCGGCUGCUACCACGGCAACAGACCACGGCCAGGAGGUACCAUGUGAUGGGAUGGUCAGAGUCCCCCUCUACACGCUAAAGGGAGGAGGAGGUCUUCCCUCCUUCCUGUCACACUCGUUUGUGGGGAACUCUCGCUCCCAGCUGCUGGAGGCUGUGCUGCGUCUCGGUCUCGUUGGGCCGGAGGAUCUGAGCUCGGCGCUCGCUCUCUCUCUCUCCGUACACACACACUCUCUUUCCAUACACACACACUCCUCCGAGCACCUGCAGUCUGCCCUCAGCCUGCCAGAGUAGGGGAGGAAGCAGUCCUGAUUCUCACACUCUCACACACACACUCACUCACACACACACACUCACACCCACACUCACACACACCCACUCACACAAUCUGUCACACACACACAAGAACACAUAGGUUUGCAUGUAGGCAUGCGCACACACACACACACACACACACGUGACUCAUCUUGGUCAGAGCUCCCUCCAGUGAAUCUGGUUUCUGGAAGAUGUUGUUGUGGAGAUGAAAUAAAGGAUAUUUGGUUUGAA
Molecule: messenger RNA, 921 nt
Organism: Osmerus eperlanus (European smelt)
Lineage: Eukaryota; Metazoa; Chordata; Actinopteri; Osmeriformes; Osmeridae
Product: U8 snoRNA-decapping enzyme
Biological process (GO): mRNA catabolic process; sno(s)RNA catabolic process
Cellular component (GO): nucleus
Molecular function (GO): phosphodiesterase decapping endonuclease activity; snoRNA binding
Source: RefSeq, a predicted model, not a curated record